GUGACUGACCAUGACAAGGAACUACAUCGAGUGACCACUGACAUCAUCAAAGCAGACUGCCAAAAACCCAGGCGCAGGAGCCAGCUUCCCCCCUUGCCCUCCCGGGGGCCCGGCCGAAGAUGCUGGCCUACAGCGUGCUGGACGUGCAUGUGGUGGACGUGGAGAAGAGGAGGAACCCCUCCAAGCACUACGUGUACAUCAUAAAUGUCGUGUGGUCUGACUCGACUUCCCAGAUCAUCUACCGAAGAUACAGCAAAUUCUUUGACCUGCAGAUGCAGCUGCUGGACAAGUUCCCCAUCGAAGGAGGGCAGAAGGACCCUAAACAGAGAAUCAUCCCCUUUCUACCAGGUAAAAUCCUGUUCCGGAGGAGUCAUGUUCGAGACGUGGCUGUGAAAAGACUGAAGCCCAUUGAUGAGUAUUGCAGGGCACUGGUCAGGCUCCCUCCUCACAUUUCACAGUGCGAUGAAGUUUUUCGGUUCUUUGAGACUCGACCAGAGGACCUGAACCCUCCAAAAGAGGAAUAUGGAUCCUCCAAAAGGAAAUCAGUUUGGAUGUCCAGUUUGUCUGAGACUCCAAAAAAGGAUGUUGCAGGUGCUGACGCUAGCUCCGAGCCCAUGAUCUUGGAGCAGUAUGUGGUGGUGUCCACCUACGAGAAACAAGAGAACUCCGAGAUCAGCCUGCAAGCCGGGGAGGUCGUGGAUGUCAUCGAGAAAAACGAGAGCGGUUGGUGGUUUGUGAGCACAGCGGAAGAGCAGGGCUGGGUCCCUGCCACGUACCUGGAAUCCCAAAAUGGAACGAGAGACGACUCUGACAUAAACACAUCCAAAGCUGGGGAAGUUUCUAAACGACGCAAGGCUCACCUGCGGCGCCUGGACCGGCGAUGGACGCUGGGCGGGAUAGUCAACAGGCAGCAGAGUCGAGAAGAGAAAUAUGUCACAGUCCAGCCAUACACCAGCCAAGGCAAGGAUGAGAUUGGGUUCGAAAAAGGGGUCACCGUGGAGGUCAUCCAAAAGAACCUGGAAGGAUGGUGGUACAUAAGGCAUUUAGGCAAAGAGGGCUGGGCCCCAGCCUCCUACCUGAAGAAAGCCAAAGAUGAUCUUCCAUCCAGGAAAAAGAACUUAACUGGGCCAGUGGAAAUCAUAGGCAACAUCAUGGAGAUCAGUAACCUGCUGAACAAAAAGCCCUCCAGCGAUAAGGAAACCCAAGCGGAAAAUGAAACGGCAGAGUCCCACAUUACCAAGAAAGAAAUCAGCUUGCCCAUCCUCUGCAACGAUUCGAACGGCAACGCCAUGAUGACCGCGGACAAGCAGGCAUCGAAACUGGCUCAGGGAUCCCCCGCUGUAGCAAGGAUUGCACCGCAAAGAGCGCAAAUAAGCUCUCCAAAUCUAAGAACGAGGCCUCCCCCGCGCAGAGAAUCCAGUCUGGGUUUCCAGCUGCCUAAGCCACCAGAACCGCCCUCGGUAGAAGUGGAGUACUACACUAUUGCGGAGUUCCAGUCUUGUAUUUCGGAUGGGAUAAGCUUUCGAGGAGGGCAGAAAGCAGAGGUUAUUGAAAAGAACUCUGGUGGCUGGUGGUACGUACAGAUCGGAGAGAAAGAAGGAUGGGCACCUGCAUCUUAUAUCGAUAAAAGGAAGAAGCCCAAUUUAAACAGAAGAACUAGCACGCUGACCCGGCCCAAAGUUCCUCCCCCAGCACCGCCCAGUAAACCAAAAGACUUGGAAGAAGGAGCAGUUCCCGGGACCGUGUCUUCUGGAGAAGCCCAGGACUCCCUACAGAAGCCCAGAUAUGAGGAGCCCGAGUACGAUGUGCCUGCCUUCGGUUUCGACUCGGAGUCUGAAGUGAACGAGUGCCAGCGAGAAGACAGCGCCUUGGAAAAACGUGUGUUGCAGCCAUUCAGGCCUUCCCCUGUAUUGUCCCUCCAGAGGGCAAAGUUCAAAGUCGGUGAGUCUUCAGAGGACGUUGCCCACGAAGAAGAAACCAUCUAUGAAAACGAGGGGUUCAGACCUUACCUGGAGGACGCCUUAUCAAGUAAAGAGUCUAGCGGAGACUCGGAUUCCCUCAAAAGCUCCUCACUCUCCCUGAUCCGCAGGAACUCUCCGUGUUCUGGUUCUCCCAAAUCAUCACUCGUGAAGCUCAAGUCUGACAAAAACAUCCAGCCCGAUCUUGGAAAAUGUCACUAUUCCAGGAACGAGGAGACAAAACUCAGGUCAGCCUCCGAUGCUGGCUUGCGUAGCAUGCCCAAAGCAAGUGUCAAGAAGGAGCCUGGCCAGAGCCCCUCCAUCCGAGCAAAGCCGAUAGUUAGACCAAAGCCCUUCCUGAAUAAGGCAGAUUCUUCAAGCCAAGAAAAAAUGGACAUCAGCACUUUACGGCGUCAGCUGAGGCCAACUGGACAGCUUCGAGGUGGACUUAAAGGAUCUAGAAGCGAGGAGUCUGAAAGUCCUCCCCAUACAGCUUCCGAGAACCAAGAAGAGUCCUUCAGGAGAAGCUCAGCAGAUCUCAUCACAGCUCCUUCCCAUGGCAUUUUCUGUUCGAGCCACUCCAUCAAGACUGAGCAAGAGAACAACUCGAAGUGCUUUUACGUGACCACUGAUGCCUACCAAAAGGUGCAGGAGUCUGAAAUCUGCUUUCCAGCAGGAGUGGAAGUAGAAGUGCUGGAGAAGCAAGCCAGUGGGUGGUGGUACCUUAAAUAUGGAGACAUGGAAGGGUGGGCCCCUUCCCACUAUCUGGCUCUUGCUGAUAACCAGCAGCGAGAAACCUCAGCCACAGAGGCCGAUGCCAGGAACAGAAGGAACGAAAGCAAGUCGAACAGCUUGGAGAAGAUAGAGAAGAGAGUCCAGGCUUUGAAUACCAUCAACCAGAGCAAAAGAGCAACGCCUCCUAUUCCAAGUAAGCCUCCUGGCGGCUUCUCCAAAACAUCAGGGCCCGUCAAAAUGAGGAACGGAGUGAGACAACUGGCAGUGAGGCCACAGUCGGUGUUCGUCUCCCCACCACCGAAGGACAGUAACAUCUCAUGCUCCCUGCGCCGCAACGAAUCCCUAACGACUACAGACCACCUGAGGGUCGUCCGCCGGAACGCGUCUUUUAGCAGUACCCAUUUACAGCCCGGCGACUCCAAGGCCAAGCCAGCCGAUCGGUCCGUCACGGAGGAAUCGGAAACCACCUCCAACCUGUCGGGCCAGCGAAAUGGGAUCCCGGUGUCCACUGUCAGGCCAAAGCCCAUUGAAAAAUCUCAGUUCAUCCACAACAAUCUCAAGGAUAUCUAUGUUUCCAUUGCAGACUACGAGGGGGAUGAGGAGACUGCAGGGUUUCAGGAAGGCGUGUGCAUGGAGGUCCUAGAAAGGAACCCAAAUGGCUGGUGGUACUGUCAGAUCAUGGAUGGCGCGAAACCGUUUAAAGGCUGGGUGCCCUCAAACUAUUUGGAGAAAAAGAACUAAUGUUGUAAUAUCUUUAAAUUCCCUAAUUUAUACUGUUUCUGCUGUGUACACAUGGAGAAAAAAAAACAUUAUUGCUACACAAAAAGACAUUUCCCUGUGCUCUAGGUUUGUACAAAAGGACCGACCGGCCGAGCGAUGCCAAGGACAAGUCACUGUGUUCUGGAGAAGUUUGGGAGUUGACCUGCCGGAAGCAAUUCGGACACAUUUAUAGAGGAGGGGCAGCAUAGAUGAAUGCUUUUUUUGUGGAGUUGUUAAAUAAUCUUGUGUGUAACAGGGUAUGACAUCCCACCUUUUCCACUUUAAUAAUGGUAGGAAACCAAACGUGUGCCUUGUGUGGGGGAAAGGAACUGAUGUGUCUACUUGAGGAGUUCAGUGCCAAACAAGACAUUAGUGGCUCCCUCUCUCCUUAUUUUCUGUACAUGGACCAUCCAGGAGUCUUGAAUGCAUCUCCCCGACUUUGACUGGGGUAAGCAGAUGGGAAUUACAUUCGGAAAUUGAGGAGCCCCAACCCCGUCUAGAAACUCACUUUUCACUCAAGAGCUGAUUGUUCCAGAGUUGGAGCCUUUUCGUCGUGGAGGGAUUUGGUUUCUAACUUUGCAGAUGCGUUUUGUUGUUGCCGUAUUCCAGAAACAGCUUUCAUGAGAUCUUGGGUUUCGGGGGGUUUUUUGCUUCCUCUUUUGUUCUGGAUCUAGGCCCUGGAGAUGGGAUUCCAGAUGUUUUUAAGGCCAUUUGUGCCAACUGGAUGCUCACGAGCCCGCCUACUCGCCCUUUGUGCAUCGUGGUUAUUUUGGAGGUCCUUCUUUUCGUUCAGUGUGGUGAUCCCUGCCCGGAGGUCCACAUUGGCUCUCUUUCCAGAGUUGGGUUUCUACAAACUGGCAUCAUCGUGAACUACAACAAAAUGUCUCUGAGACCUUGAACGUGAAAACUCAAUCUGAUGCAUUACUUCGCUCUUAGACCCAAAGCGGAGCAUGGUGACUGUUGGCAGGGCCCACAAAGGUAGACGUUAGAAACAGCCGUAACCUUUUGCAACAUCAGUGUUUACAAAGAGAAGAAAAAGCCAUUGAUUUCAGUCUGCACAAUCUUUAAUUUGUAUAUUUUGGGGGAAUUGUUGGUGUGUGUGUGUUGUCUUUUCUGUGCAGUCUGUGUGGUGUGGGGUUGGGGUUUUUUUGGUUUUGUUUUUUUGAGGUGUGGGGUAUUUUUUGAUGUUCAUUUUAGAGGUCGGGUUGGGUUUUUUUCUGUUUUUUGUUUAAUUGGUUUACCAGAAAAAGACUUUUUCUGCUUAACUGAAAAUUAAAGCAGGAGUCAGUUCUGCCUUUCGGUUCCCACUUGAAUCCAAAAAGUACAUUUGGACUGGAGAAAGCGACGGGGAUUUUCAGGCUCAAAAAUAGAUUUAAUAAGAAAGCAGUUAGGCCUCAAAUGUGGCUAACCAAAAAGCUGCCUCUUUUUCUUCCAUUCUCUUUCAUGUUAUAAAUAACUUUAAUGCUUGAAAACAUGACACAGUGUGGUGGAGGAAUGAAGAGAUGCAUCCUUCGGAAGAGGCUUGGAUGGUAGAGUUGUCCUUGAGGUAGCCAACUCUAGUGCCACACACUUCAGCCCCUAACUCUAUCCUGUACUUGAGAAACUCCUGCUUCUGACUUUUUUUUUUUUUUUUAAUGGGCUUAUUAACCAUUUAAUAGAAGACCAGUGUCUGGCUUCAUUAAAUAAUGGGCCACGUUUUGUGUCCUGUUUAUGGGGGUGGGAAGGCAAUGAUUUCACUACUGGUGUUACACAAAAUGAUGUGCGGCCUUUUUAUUUUCCAGCGAAACUUUAUUCCAAUUCUCACUUGGGAUUUGAAGAUAAAGGCUAUCAAGAGCGUAAUUAGCUGGAAACCAGGGCUGUCAUAAAAUAGCACGAUGGUAUUGUGUUAUGGGGGAGGGGGGUCGUUACUCUGCCAAAAAAAAAAGAAUAUACAAUUUAUACGUGGUUCUCGUCUUUUAUUCUUUUUGUGGUGUGGGAUUGGGAAUAGCUACUGCCGCAGACAUGGCGGAUACCCCUUUGUUCACUGAAAAAGGUGCCGUCAAGGGUUGUGAACAGAGCUCUGUCGUCAUCCUGUAUCAUUUUGGUGGGGGAGGGCGCUGGGUUGGGAUGCGAUAGAAGUUGCGGUGAUGGGCAGGAAAAGCAUUGCUGCACGACAGCCCAUAUUGAAAGGUACAGAGUCCUGGACCUUUGUCUUAUAUAUAAUGUAUGUAUGUAUAUAUCCAGUUAACCACAUCUUACUGGAUGUCUGUCGGAGGCUUCGCAGCCCUCUCUCUCAUGCUUCUUCCCAUUUUUUUUUAGUUGUACUAAUAUAGUAGCAGCCAUUAAAGACUGCGGGAGCUCUUGUGAGAUUAUAAUAGAAGUAUUAUAUUCUUCUGCUGGACAGUAUUAAAUAGAGCAAUACAUAGAGUUAUCUGCUAGAUUGCAGUACUAAUAGUAGCGACUUAGUGACUUGUAUUAAUAUUAUGAUUUAUUUUAACAAUAAUGAUGCGGAAGUGGUUCAUUAUUUUGAAUUAAUGCACUUUACCAAUAAAAGAAACAGAAAUGGAAGCCAACGCAGAGAACUAAGUGCAUUAUUUAAAGGUGCAGUAUAUAAUUGUCACUUAAAAAAAACAACCGUACACAUGUAUUUAUUUAAAUUAAUUUAUAAUUAUUUAAAAUAUGCAAAAAAAAAUUGUUUAAAAACACUUCCACGCUGUCAUGUCCUAGAGAAGCACAAAGCACAGCUCCCAAAGCUUCUGCACUGAGCCACUCGCCCCUCAAAGUACGGCACAGCAUGCCUUCAGUCUCCCGCAAGGGAAGGUGACGAUGUUUCUGGUUGCAAGGCAUGGCCCAUUGAGCGUUCGCAUGGCACCCAUCAAGCCAACGGCCACAGACCGAAAGGGUCUCAGGGGUUGGGUGGCGCCCUCCCUUCUAGUUGGGCAUCACGUUUUUAAGCAUUUCAUCAUCUUCACGAGACUGGGCCCAAAGGUUUGGGUGCCAUGCUGAUUUCACAAAACCCUGGGAAUUAAACCUGUAGUUCAUGUUGCAAUUAAUUGUCCUGUCCUGUUCCUCCCCAUUGACCAGUACCCUAAAUAUUCCCUGCUGCACCUGCUAUCAGUGGCUUUAUCUUAAUUAGUUACCAGUGGUGCAGCUCAUUAAGCUAAGCUGUUAGGAUGCCCUGGUCCCAAUAUAUCCAUCUGUUCAAACUCAUUACAAGAUUUUUCUGCAGUAUCAGCACCACUUGUGAGCAACUCGAUUGCUCCUGUAGCCCUUCCUUCGCAUUUUAAUGGAGGCUUGGCAGAGGAAGCAGUGUUGUUGGGUACCAAACUUUGUCUAGGGCUAUCAUAAAUCAUAGGGUUGGGAGGGAGCCGAGGAGGUCACAUCCAGUCCAUCCCCCUGCUCCAAGCAGGACCAGCCCCAACUGCAUCAUCCCAGCCAAGGCUUUGUCUAGCCAGGUCUUCAAAACCUCCAAGGAUGGAGAUGCCACCACCUCUCGAGGUGGCCUGUACCAGUGUUUUACUAUCCUCCUAGUAAGAAAGUGUUUCCUAAUAUCUAACCUAAAUGAUCCUUUCACACAUGUGCUCAACAAGGUAGCGAUGCGCAUCAGCGUCUAGAAAUCAGCCUGAGCCAGUGUCCAUCCAGGUGCCUCAGUAACGUUUGAGAUGCAGCGUGCGCUUGAAUGUGCCGGUGCCUUGCGAUUAUGCUGAGGGGUCGAUUCAAAAAGGGAAAAUAAUAAUAAUUGCUGCUUCUGUUCUCGACCCUCUCUCUCGGAUGUUGAUCACUAGAACGGAAACGUUUCUAGGUUGCUAGUGGACAGAGCUUUGAGCGCAGCCGGUUUCACUGUUGCCUCCAAAUAGCCAGCCACCUUCCUCUAUUGAGCGUGAAGACCUUUCACAAAGCAAUAGAGGAGAGACCAUUUUCAACGAAAAGAAAAGAAAGAUUGUAAAGGCUAGAAUUGGCAGGUGAUUUGGGGGAAGAUAGCAUUUUAGCUCAUUUUAUACAAAAUUUAAAGAGAGUUAAUGUCCCUCUUAAGGUUUUUGGGUUGCUUUUUUUUUUUCCUCCCAAAACUGACACUGUGACCAAGAACAAUAUUUAAAUGUAACAUGCACCUCACUUUUUUUCUAACAUGCUACCAAAAUCAAUAGUACUGUUAUGAAUAAAAGAAAAACUUUUAUUUUUAAAGUAAAUUAAAAGAAACAAUGGCGAGCUACUGAAGAAACGUUCUGUGAAAUCAAAGGGUGUCCUCUAGUGGAAGAAGAAGCUGGUGCUGCUGCUCUUUUCGGCUAAUAGAUGGCUUUGAUCAGCCAGCUGUGCUUUCCAAGGGUAAAACCUUGGAGCUGAAACCGCCAAAAUCCCAAGUACAGUUCAAUCCUAUCAAAUUUGGAAAUGUGAAAUGAUUUGGGCUUUGCUGUAUACUGCAACUUUAAUAAUAAUGAGCACUUCUGAGUUCGUUAUUGAGGUUUAUAUAAUGCCUGAAAACUUCAAUUCCCAUUUUUCCCUUUUGUCCUCCAAAAAAACCUCCUUUUUUUCCCCUUAGAAUAAAUGAUGAUGAAAAAAGUAACUCUUAAGCUUUUCUUACACGAAGGCAAUUUGUAUUAAUUGGCUAGAUCUUCAUGGCUGUGUCUCAUUGCAAUGCACCUGGCAGCACCAAGCUCCAUGCAAAUGGUUUGCAGCCUACACUGCCGAUGCCUGACUCGUACGCACUGACUGUAAGUCCAUUUGUUUUAAAAGUGUGCCAUAAUUAUUCUGUAUUUCCUGUCAUUCAAAUUAAGGGCCUAAAUUGCUACAACUUAAACCAGUCUAAGUGGAAUUGCUCCAAUUCCUUGCUGGUAUGACUAAAACCAGAAAUUGAUUGUCAGCCUAACCCAAGAGAUUCUUUCCAUAGCAGUACUGUAAAUCUUGACGAAGGCAUUAUAUAAUUGUUUUUUUAAUCACUUUCAGAUCUUAGUGCAGCAUAUUUUAUUGUAAUAUAUAUCCAUUGCUUUCCUCAUUUAAAAAAAAAAAGUUACUGCUUUUUUAUCACUUAUGAGAAACAAGGGAAAUUGAUAAAGCAUUCAUUAUUUUCAUAUUACUAGUAUUAACAGAGUAGAACUAGUACUAUUUAAUUUUAGAUCUCUGUAGGUAGCUUGUUAAGAAUUCAUAAUUUCCUGUGUUGUACCUUACUAAGUUUUUGUUAGUCUUUUUUUCCAAAUACUCUGCAUUCUCAAGAAAAAAAAAAAAUCCAAUGAGUGGAUAAGUGCAAUAUUCAUAGAAUAAACAGGCCCCUCAUUCAGGACGUGGAAUGGAGCACACAGUGUGAAGUAGCUGUAAUUUCUAUAGUCAUGCACUCUUAGAAAAGGGAAGGGGUUUAGUUGUGAGGAAACGGGAUUUGUGAGUAUAGGUGGUCUGUCUGUCUGUCUGUCUGUCUGUCUGUGCCAGACAUUCCCUGUAUUAGCAAACGGGCAAGGUUUAUACGUGCACUUUGCAAGAAUCACAAUGGAAUAUGCAGGAGCAUUUUUAAGCACAUGCGAUUCUUGAAUGACCCCUUUUAAACACAUUACCAGUCUCUCUCCUGUGCCUAAUUCUUCCUCUUUCUCUGGGAUAUGACUUUUUUUCAGCAAAUUUCCCCUUGUUAAAAACUGGAAGCGUGAUGGAAAUUUAGAAGGGGGGGAAUCCCUGAUGCCAACCCUAAUUUCAGUACCGUCCAGUCCUCUCUGUUUAUAAAAACCAAAUUACAAAAAAAAAAAAAAAAAAAGAGCAAAAAGCCCAUGUUUCAUUUUUGGCUUCCAAAGAGAUCUCUUCUCACGCACAAGAUUGCAUGUUGGGAUUGUUGCAUUUGAAACAUGGAAGGUUGCCAUUGGAUUCCAUGUUUCUGGCAUGCAGAAGACGAUCUUUGUCCAGAUUUGAUGUUUUGGUUUUGAAAUAUGGAUGCUCUUGGAUUUGACCUUUCCGAGAGAGACAGAGAAAUGUUAAGCCCCAGAGGCCGAUUUCCAGGUGGCGCACAAACUUGCUGUCCCCCAAAACAGCGCUGUCAUCUUCAAUGAAGCUGCAAAAUUGUAGAAUGUGAAAAAUUGGAUUUUGUGGCCCUCAAAUGUCAUUGAACAGAGUUUGUGCUGCCCCGGUUAAAUAUCUUUUGUACAAGUUUUCUCUGUUUUAUUUUUCCCCUCUACUAGUUGUUACUUAGUGUUUCAAACCUUAUGAAGAUGUGGGUGCUUUUGUAUUUUAAUAGCACAACUGAACUCAGCAGAUAUCUUUUACUUGUUCCAAAUUCCAGCACAUAUCCUCUUAUUUCAGGACAGGAACUAAUAUCCUUAACAAGCCAACCUCAUUUCAGUUCUUGGGAAGUGGACCUUUCACAUUGUGAAAGACCAUUAACUCCCUGGAGUUAAAUCUAGUUUUAAUUUGUAUAGAGAGUCAGCCCUGUAGAGCACAUAGCAGUGACCGAACUCUGCUGUUGGUUUGUGGGGGGAGAGCUUGAGUCUAGGCGUCUUCCCAUAAGUCUGCAAAGUGCAAAUGAAACCAACUCUAAAAGAGCACCUAGCAGGAGACGCCAUGAUUUCAUUUACUGCUGGGCUCGUUUCUAAUUAACAUUGAAAUACCAACUGGAGCACUGCUGCUAUUAGCCGACGUCUCACCCUGGAAAUUUGGGAAGCGGAGAACGGAUGGAAAGGUGCUGCCCAUAAGCCUAGCACUUCACAGGUACAGAUGGCACCAUCGGAAGGCCAGUUGUGGGUGGGCAAGUAAUGCUUUGCUUCAGGCAUAUUCGGUAGCGGCGCAGCGGCCCACCCGGCAAUGCCUGGAGAGUUUGUCUUCCCUUCAUGCUCCAGGGUAUGUGUUUGUGUGUCUCCAUUCAUCUGGAAAUCUCAGCGGUCAUUGUUCUUUGUAUUAUUUUAAUUGUAAUGUCCAAAUCAAGUACUGUAUGCUGGGCACAGUCCAGAGCCCUGUGCAGCUGAUGGGAGUCGCUCCGUUGACUUCCGUGGGCUUUGGACCAAGUCCGUAGGUCGCCGUGGCUCGGCCUCCUCAGCCUCGACUCGUAACCAAAUACAGAGGCUUCUGUAGAGCAGUUGUCCAUCAGGCUACAAGUUGGAUCCCUCUUUCUUUUUGGGGGGGCUUAUGUAAAUUUUGUGUGUGUGUGUGUGUGUGUGUGUGUGUGUGUGUGUGUGCAUGCGUGUGUUGGGAGGGGGAGAGGAGUCGUUUUCAUGGAUCUGCUUGUUCUAGGGGCCAAGUUCUGCCGUUCCUAUGGGAGGAAAAACUCCCAGUGAAACCAACCAACUGGUUUCCUGUAAGGAACGCAAGGCCAGGCCCCGCAAGGGCACAAGUAGGACAAAUUAGUCUCUUCUCUGGUAGGUUAGCAGGGUUGGGCUGGUCCCACACAGUGUGUCCUGAGGUCAUUCUUGCGUUCAGAUAGUUUAAUUGUAGCUGGAGAGUGCAAUUAGCAGCGAAAUAAAAUAAAUUUGGUUAAACCUUCA
Alligator mississippiensis (American alligator) is the source of this 10879-nucleotide messenger RNA. It is a transcript of the gene SH3PXD2A, whose product is annotated as SH3 and PX domains 2A. Bases 120 to 3434 code for a protein of 1104 amino acids. Gene Ontology annotation, molecular function: superoxide-generating NADPH oxidase activator activity; protein binding; phosphatidylinositol binding. The transcript has 16 exons. The record is from RefSeq and is a predicted model, not a curated record. Gene Ontology annotation, biological process: superoxide anion generation. Lineage: Eukaryota; Metazoa; Chordata; Crocodylia; Alligatoridae.